UGUCUUCUCCAAGAGGGUACACGUGUCUCACAAGGUUCUCUCUCACUUCCUGUACAGUGACAGCUAGACAACUCGCGGCGCCGAUAUUGUGUACAUCGUGGAGGAAAAUAAAGAGAUGGAUGUGGAAAUGCAAGCUGAAGCCUUUUCAGACUCUCUUCUAAAGAAUAUCCAAGACCAGGAUCCUGUCACCAUUCUCGGGGCUAUUGUUGCCAUAGUUGUAGUCAUCUUAACGAUACUUUUUGUGAAGAUUUUCUGGGGGAGCAAAUCAACAAGGAAUGCUGUCUUGCUGGUUGGACUAUGCGAUUCUGGAAAGACCCUUCUCUUCAGCAGACUGUUGACAGGGACAUUCAAAAGGACUCAGACAUCCAUCACAGACAACAGUGCACUUUACAGACCAAAAAAUGAUGCGGGCAGUGGUUGGACACUGAUUGACCUCCCGGGACAUGAGAGCCUACGUCCACAAUACAUAGAGAAGUUAAAGGCAGCUGCCAGGGCAAUCGUGUUUGUGGUGGACAGCGCCAUCUUCCAGAAAGAAGUGCGAGACGUGGCGGAAUUGCUUUACUCUUUGCUGACGGACAGUGUUAUUGCCAGGAAUGCUCCAACAAUACUGAUAGCCUGCAACAAGCAAGAUAUCACCAUGGCAAAGUCUGCCAAGUUGAUUCAGCAGCAGCUGGAGAAGGAGCUGAACACGUUACGAGUGACUCGCUCUGCAGCCCUGAGCUCCCAGGACGGGUCGGCAGGGGGCGCCAGUGUGUACCUGGGCAAGAGGGGCAAGGACUUUGACUUCUCACAGGUGUCUAUGCGCGUGGAGUUCCUGGAGUGCAGCAGCCGUGGCAACAAGGGCGAGGAAGGGGAGGCUGACAUUGAGAACCUGGAGAAAUGGCUGGCAAAACUGUCGUAAAACAUCCUAAAUGAAGCGGUCAUGCUUGGAUCCCCAAACGACCAUCUCUCAGAGCCUCCUGAAGGGACGGCAUACUCUAUGUCCAUCAGUGAAACACUUUUUUGAAGUCCGGCUCCUCAGACGUGCUUUCCAUGAAUCUUGUUUUUGAUUUCUAAAGAAAGGGGGUGCAGCUCGCCUCAGAAGUUCAGUCGAACGCUGUUCUUCAUUGCAUUGUCCUUCAUUCUCUGGUGACCAUAUUUCAGUAUUCCCACGGCAUGCAGGACCGUAAAACACAACGACUUCGUGUCUUAGUGUGCCACACUGCAGAAUGGUGUUGUACUACGACCUCACACUUUGACCACACCGUCCAUGCGCGGGUAAGAGUUAGUAAUAUUAGGGUUCGGUUUGUGUAAUGCUAUCUUUUAGUAAGAAUUAGUUACCCUGCUAAGCUGUAGAUUUUAUAUGGUGAUACAUUAUAAUUCCUUGUUUCUAUGGGCAAGGAAUUUUCCUGAAAACAGUUGUUUUGAGCACUAUUUUCUGAGUCUUUUUUUUCUCAAAGUAUGUAUGCUAAGGAGUCCUAGCCCUGCGUCUUUUUUGUUUAAAUGACUGGACGCAUUUAUUGAGCAUUGAAUGCACACUGAACAAGCAUGGAUAUCUGUGCAUGGUUUAUCGUCAUUCAGCAGUGUUUUGAUGUUUGAUGACAUCAUUAUUGACCUGUUAGAUUGGUUGUGUGUGACCCUAAACAAAAUCACUGUUACAUUUUUCUGCCCUUCUAUAAAACAAAGAUUAUUCACAAA
This is a messenger RNA of Conger conger (European conger), 1677 nucleotides long. RefSeq names its product SRP receptor subunit beta (gene srprb). NCBI's taxonomy places the organism in Eukaryota, Metazoa, Chordata, Actinopteri, Anguilliformes, Congridae. Gene Ontology annotation, cellular component: signal recognition particle receptor complex. Gene Ontology annotation, biological process: protein targeting to ER. Bases 116 to 901 code for a protein of 261 amino acids. The transcript has 7 exons. The record is from RefSeq and is a predicted model, not a curated record.